Molecule: messenger RNA, 900 nt
Organism: Haliotis rubra (blacklip abalone)
Lineage: Eukaryota; Metazoa; Mollusca; Gastropoda; Lepetellida; Haliotidae
Product: iduronate 2-sulfatase-like
Exons: 2
Coding region: 1-900 (299 amino acids)
Molecular function (GO): iduronate-2-sulfatase activity
Source: RefSeq, a predicted model, not a curated record
AUGGGGAAAGUAUUUCAUCCAGGAAUAAAGUCCGGAGGUGACGAUCCUGUUUCAUGGACAGAUCCCUACACCCAUGCUCCUGAUGAUUACAUCAAAGUUGACAACGUCCUUAUAGAAGCAGUCUCAGAGGAAAGAGCUAAAGCCCGACCACUUCAAGAUCAACUUCUGGCCGAGUAUGCCAUCCAGGCGCUUAAGCAGGUGGCCCCUAAAGCUAAAUCAGGAAUGCCAGCCAUAGCUUGGCACAAUUUCGUUAAUCUGACUAGGUAUAAAGAUAUGCAGCCCUACAACGUGACCCACACUGGUCAUAUUAACUUUACAUUUCCCGACCAAAUCACUCUUGAGAUGCGACAAGCCUACUACAGCUGCAUAAGCUACAUAGACUAUGAACUUGGAAGGGUCAUUGCAGAGCUGGAUAACCAGGGUCUGACCAAUAAUACAAUAAUAUCCUUCUGGGGUGACCAUGGAUGGCAGUUGGGGGAACAUUCUGAAUGGCAAAAGGAAACUAAUUUUGAAGAUGCUACCCACGCUCCUAUGAUGAUUCAUGUUCCUGGAGUUACUGAUCAUGGUGUUGUCACUGAGAAACUUACAGAAUACGUUGAUCUGUAUCCUACACUCGUUGAAGCUGCAGGACUUCCAAAACUCGACAUGUGUCCACCAAACUCUCAAAAUGUCAGUCUGUGUACAGAGGGUACAAGUAUGGUGCCACUUAUGACGAAUCCUACAACGGACGAUUGGAAAACUGCAGCAUUCUCAGAGUAUGCCAAGAAAAGCAAUGUUAUCGACGGUGACGCAGUUAUGGGAUUCAGCAUGAGAACUGAAGAGUAUCGAUACACAGAGUGGAUCAACUUCAAGGCCAUGCCUCUGUAUAAACCGAUGUGGGACGAGCUGCAGGGGAGUUGA